Messenger RNA from Myripristis murdjan (pinecone soldierfish), 3308 nucleotides. It is a transcript of the gene insyn2b, whose product is annotated as inhibitory synaptic factor family member 2B. The coding region runs from base 566 to 2425 and encodes 619 amino acids. The record is from RefSeq and is a predicted model, not a curated record. The transcript is spliced from 4 exons. NCBI's taxonomy places the organism in Eukaryota, Metazoa, Chordata, Actinopteri, Holocentriformes, Holocentridae.
UCACUGGGCUCCGUGAGUGUGCGAGGAUCAGCAGCCACAGAAUGACAAGGGGAGAGAGAUAGAGCGAGGUAAAGAAGAGAAGGAGAGAGCGUUAUACUGAGGACCAAGGACUAUCACAGACAGGAGAAAGAGAGAGAGAGAGAGAAGAGAGCAGAGAAACGAGGAGCAUGCAGAUGAAAGAGGGGGAUAAGAAGAGAGCAAACCAGAAAUGGGCAGAGGAUCUAUCAAACUUUCAUCAUCUGCGGGCCUUUGGUCAGAAACUGAGAAAAGCCUUGACACUGAUGUCCAAUCAAAAGUAGUUAAACUAGUGAGGAAGAUCUUUUAUAGAAGGACACAGACUUUAUAACCACUGAACUGAUGGAGCUUCAACCAUUGGUUACUUUUAAUGGCUACUGAAUUUCUGUCUGCAGCCAUAGAAACUCACUGAAACUGCCCCUCUCACACAAAUAUACAUUUGGAUAAACAAGCUGAAAACUGGACAGAAUCCUGCUGACCACCAGUGAUGUCACCUGGUGCCCCCAUUCCUUUCAGCUCCCCAGGGGGCUGAGCCAGUCUGUUGAGGAGUAUGGGCAGGAGAGUGGCUGAUCCCACCAAUCCGGUACCUGCACUGGGGGUGCCCCUGGCAGGGGGGCGAUGGGGCCCGCUGUGCAGUGUCGGGGUGCAGACCUCUCCUGGACUCAGGACACUCCCCUCCAUCAAGCGACACGGCAGCCAACCAAACAGCACACCACGUCAACUCACCAAGACAAAAGACAAAGCCAUGACAGUGGAGACAGGGGGAGUUAUUGUCAGUGACAGCAACAGCUUGCCAGUGUCCAAGGAGACGUCUCAGAACGAGAUCAACAGCCUGACACAAGACGACAUGGGCUCACAGGGGUCAGGCAGUGGCGUUUACUGCCAGAUCAAAACUAUACAGACAAAUCCCAAGGACACAAGAGGUAAAAGGACAGCCCGAUAUACAAAUGGCAGCGUGGUAGCCUCUGACGUGGUGGGAGGGGUUUGCAGUGAGGCUGCUGAGGGAAAGGACCUGGUCCGAGAGAGGAGGCGGGUCCAGUCUCUGCGAGGAGAGGGCCAUCGGUCAACAUUAAAGACGGGCAGUGUUUGUACGACAGUUCAUGCCACCCCACCACGGCCCUGUCGAGUAAUGACGACUUCCCCACCCCGCCUCUGUGGGACAUGUGGGAGGAGACAAUCACAGAUGACUCCUUGCACAGGCGCGUGCCGCAGGCGGACAGCUAAUCAGAUAACAGCCAGCCAGACUUUACCCAAUCCUUCCCGAAAACAGUCUGUGGCCCCUAACCAGUCGAGAAAAGACUCCCCGCUCUUGAAUUCCCAGUCCUGUCCUAAGAAUACACACACAGCACACACAUCCACAUCUGUCAAGACAACUCAAAUACCACAACUGUCACACACCAUACCUAAAACACAAAGCUCACACUCAAACCACACAUCACACACACACAGCAAAACAAAAGAUGCAAAGCAACACACAAGGCCCCGUUCUGCAGACUUUACCCACUACAAGGACUCAGCCACACAGACAAUAGACUUACAUGUACACAGCAUGGACAACAACACAGGUACCACAGACACACAACAAACGCACGCAUCGUCUGCUGAAGCAAUGGAGCUGUAUUCAAUUGACAAACACAAACACACCUCAGCUAAAACGCAACAUACGCACCAACAUGCUAAUGAACAUAUGCACCAUCACCGACAGCCAUCAUUCCAUGUAACAAAUAAAACUCUACCCCCCACCCCUCUCAAAGAUUCAAAAUCUAGCGUCACCCCACCACUCCCACCGAAAAACUCCCCUAAAUCCACUCACUCCAAACCAGGAACACAUAUUUGGCAAACCAAAAACGCCCAGCAAACCCCAAACCUAUCCUACCAAACUUCAUCAGAAGGGGUAAAACUUGAGGACUCUAUAAAACAGCCGAGUGCAUCGUCAGAUAACGGUCGCUCCCCGCCUUGUACGACUCAUUCAAAUGCACAGUGUAACGGGGCUCCAGCAGGUUUGUUGGGUGGACAUGUGGGGGUGGUGCCAGACGGGCUGGAGGGGAGGCUACAGAGUGUGGAGGAGAACCUGCUGUCCAACCAGGAGAAAAUCAAAGUGCUCCUCAAUGUCAUUCAAGACCUGGAGAAGAGCAAGGCCCUCAGCGAAGGUCGCUGCUCGUACAGAACUGGUCAGGACAUUAACAACUGUCCCACCUGCCAAAAGACAGCCUGCAUCAUCUACAGUGUGGAGCAUGAUUUCCGGCAGCAGGAGGGACGCUUCCAAGGAGUGAUGGAGGCCCUGGAGGGAGAGUAUGAUGUACCUGCGCCCACCGUGACCAAGGCUAUGCCAGCUUCCUCAUCCUCCACCCGCCCCAGCACCAAGGCACGUGUCAAAAAGAUCCGCAAGAAGUGCUUCUGGUGGCUCUAGGCCGAGGGGGACAAAAAUCCCCAACGGCUCAACUUCUCAACAAAUGCAAACACUGUAGGUGGCCAUGGUUUUAUGGGACCCUGGGCCCCAAAACUGCAAGAGUAAAGCAUCUCUCUCAUGGUCCUCUGGGGGUGCAGUGUGUCAUUCCUGUUAAGUGGGCCAAGUUUUCCCAGCUGCACCGCUGUAAAUGGGACUUUUUCCAUGUUCCCUGCCACUUCUGUCCUCAACUGUGAAAAAAUAUUCUGGGGGACCAGUCGAAGCAAGAGAAAAGGAAGCAAAGUUGAACGAUUAACUUUGGAUGGAUACCGCUUCUUUCACUCAACUAGAGGAAGCAUUGAUGCUAUGGAUGUUUGACUCAUGGAUGAACGGACUGAUGCCAAGAUGGAUUCAAACACACAGCUGGAGAAUGUAUUGUACAUUCCAACAACAUAGCCUAAAAUUACAGCAAUAAGCAGGGGAACUGGAAUGAUUCGGAAAAGCUGAGAAAUUAAACAUCCAGUCACAAUACCGUGCCUUUGGAUGACUUGGCAACAUAAAUUUUAAUGUAUGACAAUUGGGAGCUAAGAGGAUAUGAGUGGAAAAUAGACUAGUGAGCUCUGCAGGAAAAAUGAGAAAGCUCACUGAAUGGAUAUCAGGGUUUUGGAUAGCACAAUGGAGAUUGUAAUAAGAAUAUAUUAAGAACUUUGCAUCUGAAAGAGGCCGAUCUGAUAGGCAGCUCAUCAAAGACUGACAGGUCAUGUUGGCCAGCUGCAAAUUCUGUCGCACGUAAUUGACGGAGUGAUUGAUCCGCUCUUUCAUUACCAUCCCAAAACAGCAGUAUUAUGCUGUAAGCUCAAUCUAGUUUAAAGGGUUUCAUGCACACACACACAUACACACACGCACG